AUGUCUGCCGACACAACCGCCAUAUCGCCAGCCCGCUUCGCCUCCGCAAUCAAAGAUCUCUCCAUCGGCAUGCUUCACCUAAAAGUCCUCGAAAUCCGCAACUCCAUCGCCCACCUCCAAUACUCCAACGACCAGCUCAAGCCCUUCGCAGAUGGCACAUCCGUCGCUCUCGGCGGCGAAUCCACUUCCAGCGCAGAGCCAGACCAGGACUGCAUCGACGCCAUCAAGGAAAAUGAGGUUGUCAUCGACCGCAUGGCAGAGCGCCUGGCUAUUGUGCGCAUGGAAGUAGAAGACCGAGGCAUCAGCUGGACCGAGUUUCAGAGCCAAGAUGAGGUGGCUGUGGCGGGAGCGGCAGCAAACACUGAUGCUGGCGUCGAGGGGAUUGAAGAGGCUGCUAUAAACGGACUUGUUAAUGGAGAGCUUGCUACUAGCCAGGCCGGCGAGACGAGGCAUUCGGCUUGGACGGACGGCACAUUCCAGACCGGCACAAUAUCAAACGGCCAAGUACGGUUUAAUAGCCAACCGACAGGGCAAACUAGGCCAGCCAGCGAUAAUGCUGCGCAAUCCACGACGCAAGGAGGAGAAGGCCAAGAUGAUACUGAGGAGGAUGGUCUACAUCUAUAA
Molecule: messenger RNA, 624 nt
Organism: Trichoderma gamsii
Lineage: Eukaryota; Fungi; Ascomycota; Sordariomycetes; Hypocreales; Hypocreaceae
Exons: 1
Coding region: 1-624 (207 amino acids)
Biological process (GO): proteasome regulatory particle assembly
Molecular function (GO): protein-macromolecule adaptor activity
Source: RefSeq, a predicted model, not a curated record